CACAUUUUCCCAAUAGCUGUGUUACCAUUAUUUUGCUCAUUCAUUCUCUUUUUUUUUUUGGCGUGUAAGUAUCGUCUGUUACGGGGCUCUUUAUACAUUCAACAUGAUCUUUGUCUUGGUUCUUGCGUUAUGCGCAGCGCCAAGCCUUGCGCAAAUGGGUCGUAAGAUUGACGGUUGGACCCAGCUUACCACCAUUCCUGUGUGCUUCGAAGGCCGGAAUGAUCGGUUUGGGCAGUUAAUAUACCUGGGGGACUCAAAACUGGUAGCAGGAAUUAAGCUAGUGUAUCGGUCUGGUGUUAUAAGGUGCGUGUCUAACACUGCUCACGACAGCCACUGGGGAUGCCAUCACUACUCCUCGUUUUACAAGUAUCCUCUGAACGUGGUCAUUACCGAUAAGAAAAACAACAUAAUCUACCCCCUCGCCAAGUACAUCAAGAGGACCGCUGACCUAUGGUAUCACAUGCCCGGCGUAGACGAUCUGAUUUCUAAGGAGCUCGUCUUCACCAACGUCGCUAAACCGUUCUACCUUGAGCGCUACCGGGAACUCAGGAUCUGGUAUGGCGAAGAUCUUAGGAACAACGCGGAGUCAGAUAACCAGGGCCGGGUGUGUGUGGAUGUGUUCGCUAAAUUUUUUGAGUAGCUGAUGUCUCCAUGCCUAUUGAAAAAAAUAAUAAAAUUGCAUUGAUAAAACCA
Molecule: messenger RNA, 693 nt
Organism: Nematostella vectensis (starlet sea anemone)
Lineage: Eukaryota; Metazoa; Cnidaria; Anthozoa; Actiniaria; Edwardsiidae
Exons: 3
Coding region: 104-640 (178 amino acids)
Source: RefSeq, a predicted model, not a curated record